AUGUCCCACGAAGUAGUAUACGACUAUGUCGAGCUCGUCGACCCCAACCUCGUCUGCGCCAUCUGCCAGUCCGCCCUCGUAGACCCCGUCACCACCGGCAGCUGCAAGCACACCUUCUGCCGCGACUGCAUCACCAGGGCCAUCAGCCACAAUCCCCAGUGUCCCAUCGACAGGUCUGCUCUGUCGCUCAGUGGGCUGAGAGAUACGGAGCAGCUCGUCAAGCUCAUGCUGGACGAGCUCAAGGUCAGGUGUGGCGCAGAUGGAUGUGGCAUGGUCCUCCAGAGAGGACUUUUUCUGGCCCACCUGAGAUCCUGCCCACAAGCCAUAGUCACUUGUCGUGACGACGACUGUGGUCUCUCUAUGACUCGGCACCGAAUGCCCCAUCACAGGGCAUACGACUGCUUUCAGAGAAGGAUGGAAUGUAAAAAAUGCGGCACAAUUUUGGUGUUCAAGGACCAGACCGCCCAUGCAAACGAAGAGUGCUGCGACCAGUCGUCUGAUUCUUGCGAUUUGUGCGGCGAAACUUUGGGAGCCGACUCGCAUAUGCACAAAUGGCGCUGUACCAAAGUCCGGGCUCCAUGUCCCCAUGCCCACCGCGGCUGCUCGUCCAUCAUACCCCGAGCAGAUAUCGAAGCCCACCUCACCACCUGCCCCUUUGAAGCCUUUUCUGGAUUCUUCGACGUCAACGAGACACGGUUCAAAUCUCUCGAGUUGAAAGUGGAGUCUCUGCAAAGCGAGCUGGAGAGUGUGAGGAGUCAUUUGAGGAGAGUGGAAGGGAAUGUCGAGGUCGUUUCGAGAGUCAGGAAUACGUCGGGCGGAGGACUGUCAUGGCCUGCACAUCAGGUGGAUCCUAUAGUCCCCGUCCCUGGCAGACGGUCUACCACGGCACCAGACAGCGGUUCACCAAGACCAGAGGCCUUACCGCUCCCACCAUCCCCUUCUCCCGUAACGCCAACUCUCACAAACCCAACUCCAGGCCCAACCACGCCGACCCCAGCCCGCAACCCACAACCAUUGUCCUUUGGGUCAUCGCUUCCCACUACCAGGCCAGAUAUGACACAUCAGCGAUCACUCGUUGCGCCGUCUUUUGGCUCGCAUCACUGGGAUGAUGUGUUGAAUGCUCUCAAAGGGGUUGUGGUUCAGCUGGCAGCUGGUUUGGAUAGCAUGGAGAGGAGGAACGAAGUACGGACGAUGACGGAAAGCUUGAGAGUGCUCGAGGAAGUCGGAAGCCUGAGGGCUAUCGUCACCACCAUGCGAAUGCAGGUCAUGAUGGACCGCCCCUCACGCCCUGGGCGCCCCUCACGCCCUGGGUCACUUCAGUACCAAACAGACUCACCCUACCGAGCAUCCCAAAACCUUCCCCGCACAACGUCCAGGCCCAGUCUCUCCCUGUCCACCCGCGACCACGACUCUGUCUCCAUCCCCCGCUCCUCCAGCCCCAUCAGUCCCACGCGAACGACCCACUCAGUCAGCGUCAUCACGGACAGAGACGACGACGCCGAAGAAACAGCCUCCAUCACCGAAUCCGUCGUCUUCUCCGCCCAAGGCCAUCCUCCACCCUCACCCUCCGCCCAAUCAUCCACUUCAUCCCUCAUCACCGCCACAAACCCCAGAAUACCCAAGCGCGGUUCUCUCUCAAGAGCGCACCGGACGUCAAGUCUGGGACAAGGGCCGUCGGGAGAGGCAGUGGGCAUGUCGAGGAAUUCGGGUAGUACGGUUGGAAGGAGUGGGGCGGGGCUGACGGGGAGGCCGGUGGCUUUCCCGCCGGCUGCUGAUGAUACUGUUGCUGGACCGAGUGGGAGUGGUGCUGGGGCAGCGACGAUAGGCAGGAGUCAGGGGAGGUUGAGUAUGCGAUCUGCUGGGAACACGGUCGGGAGUAUCGGCAGAUUUAUGAGGAGGAACACGGAGAGAGAGAGGGACAGGUCUGGGCCGAGGGGUUGA
This is a messenger RNA of Cryptococcus wingfieldii CBS 7118, 1941 nucleotides long. RefSeq lists its product as hypothetical. Lineage: Eukaryota; Fungi; Basidiomycota; Tremellomycetes; Tremellales; Cryptococcaceae. Bases 1 to 1941 code for a protein of 646 amino acids. The transcript is spliced from 7 exons. The record is from RefSeq and is a predicted model, not a curated record. Gene Ontology annotation, molecular function: zinc ion binding.